Molecule: messenger RNA, 516 nt
Organism: Blepharisma stoltei
Lineage: Eukaryota; Ciliophora; Heterotrichea; Heterotrichida; Blepharismidae
Source: the annotation of a GenBank genome assembly
AUGGUAAAGCUCCCUGCAAUCCUUCUUACAGUCUCAAUUAUAGGACUUCUCUCAAGCCAGCAUUCCAAAUUCCCUCUAUUCUACAACAACCCAAUUUCAACACUUCUCGUCCCAAGCUUUGUCAUGAUUAUCAUCCUUAUCAUUACCAGAGUCAAAGAAAAUAAACCAAAAAUUCGUGUAGCCAAUCCUAUUCCUAGUCACCAAUAUGAAGAGCAAGGCAGACAAUAUACCGAAUCUAAAUUAAAAGAACUUAUCGAAAGCCCUGAAUAUAAACGACUGGCUGAAGAAAAGAAAUUGCCAACACCAAUACGAUUAAAGGUGUUUUCCCUAUAUAGCCCGAUAAGGGCCGUGGUUCUCCGUGGAAUCCUUCUGCUGUUGAAACAACCAGUAAAUUGGUCAAGCUAACGCACUGAGUUGGUUUGACCAAUAGGGGGAUUCCACGGAUAACCCACAGUCCUUAUCGGGUUAUAUAUAGGGAAAACCCUAUAAAUUUUUACAGGUUCUAAUGUAAGAUAA